CCUGUGUAUAGUACAAUUCUCUUUUUCUAAAGUCCGUAUUUUCUGUCAUUGUUGAAUUCCAUGCACCAGUGAUUCUUACUGAAGAAAUUUUUAGUAUGAUUUGCAGUGCCUUGGGGUGAUAUCUGAUUGUAAAAUACUCUGAAGGUAUAAUUCCUCUUUGGAGUAGACAGUUAACUGGUCAUUCCAUCUGCAGGAUAAACAUUUUUAAAAGUAUUUGAGGAAUUGUGUUACAAUGGGUGCAUUCUUUUCGGACAUCCAUUGAAUAAAAAGUUGUUAGUGUGUAACAUAUAUAUAUGAUUUAGGAUAAAGAAAAGCCAUGUGCUAGUAUGUAGCUGUCAGCUAUUUGUAGAUUUAAUGGAGUAAUACACAUCAUUCUUAUGGCCUCAUAUUCUACAGAAGUGUGAUUUUUAUACCCAAUAUAUUAUCUACUGGAUUUAAUUGUCAUAAAAAAGAAAACAUGGAUUUAAAUACGAUCUACCUGGAGCAUGGAAGAACACCUUGUCGAUUAAUUUUCAAAAUAUUAAAUGAGUAAUGAAGAAGAGAAGAAAUAAGUAUGUCAGAUGAAGAAUGUCCAAACGUUACGGACAUCGACUUGGCGCCAACCAAAGAGUCAACUAGUUCACAGACCAGUCCAGAUGCAGAUACACUACAGAAGUCUAGGAGAACAUUGUUGGCUAGCCGCCCGCCAAGCUGUCACCUGACUAGAGUUGACGAAGAACCCACCACAACCACAAAGAGUCGUGAAACUGAGAUUGAGACAGUUGAUCGAGGUGUUGGACCAACACCACACCCACCAAAUGUAGAUACACGUGAUCCACGAGACCUUAGGGAUCCUAGGUUCCCUCCAUCAUAUUUCGGCUUUCCUCCUCUAAUUGAUCCUAGAAAUGGCUUGUUUGAAUCUCCUUAUUCAGGUUUCAACCUACCAUACCAAUUACCUUACCCAGUCAAUGCUCCUAUACCAUUGAAUUCUGGAACUCUGGAAGGGAGAUACAACUGGCCUCCACCAUCACCAUAUCAUCAUCCUAUACAUGGUCUAGCAACCAGCCCCUCACAUUCUGAUGUAUCCUUAUUUAGUAUGAGAAGUCAGUUAUCCCCUGGAGAGCCUGUGACAAACCUUGCAGCUCGAAUCCAUCUAGAACAGUUACAGCGUAGUUAUUAUCAGCCAGGUCAUUUGGGACAGAGAAGAUACAGUCCUGCUAGUUUACCGGAUUAUAACAGAUACAGACAAGCAUUAUUGGAUCAAGAAUACAGCAGACUUUCUCAAACAAUAGGACAUCAAGGCUAUCCCAGUGUCCCUGGCUCCUUAUAUGGAGAUUACCCACCUAGUCAUGCAUCACAAAGUGGGCGAAGUAUAUUCGGAGAUAUCCCACCUACUCCAGGAAGUGGCAGCAUCACUUUACCCGGUUCCGUUGAAAGUUCUCGACUGACAAGUCCUAGACCCAGUAUCAUUGGUAAAAGUAGUAGAAAACGAGCACUUUCUCAUUCCCCUAUCUCUGAUUACCUUGACAUCCAGAGCCUGACACGGAGCUCUGAAGGAUCUCUACAUCUCACACCCUAUAUGCACCAGAAUAAUUCCCGUAGCUCAAGCGCUAGUGGAUCUUAUGGCCACCUUUCAGCAGCAUCCCUGGGAACUGCCAGUCCAGCACAUCAGCAACAUCCACAUAACCCACACAACCCACAUAAUCCACACAAUCCACAUAACCAAUAUCUACGACAACCUGGUAGUAUACCAGGAUCGCCAUUCAUGUAUCCCAUGAUGCAUCCACCCAUGAUGGGCCACAACAGUAAAAUGCCACAAGCACCAAUGAUGCCACCUACCUCACAACCUAUGAUGCAUCAAAUGCCAACAAAACCAGAACUUUCGCCACAAAUCUCCACGACAACAAAAGAUGCAGGAAGUAGUGUAGUUAGUAGUACUGUUGACCAGACAAUAGAGAUUAAAAGGUCAAAGGUCAAAAAAGAAAAUGAUGGUUCUCGACUAGACGAUUUCGAUGAUGAUGAAAAAAUGGACAGGAAACCAGAUCACAUACCUCAGGAAGGGGAACCUGAUUUUAUAGAAACAAAUUGUCAUUGGGAAAAUUGUUCAUCAGAGUUUGAUUGUCAGGAUGAUCUUGUUAAGCAUAUCAACAUAGACCACAUUCAAGCCAACAAGAAAUCCUUUGUCUGUCGGUGGAAAGAAUGUAACCGUGAGGAGAAGCCAUUUAAAGCUCAGUACAUGUUAGUUGUUCAUAUGAGGAGACAUACUGGAGAAAAACCACAUAAAUGUACUUUUGAAGGGUGUUCUAAAGCAUACUCAAGGCUAGAAAAUCUAAAGACUCAUCUUCGGUCCCAUACUGGUGAAAAACCUUACAUGUGUGAAUUUCCUGGGUGUACUAAAGCAUUUAGUAAUGCAUCAGACAGAGCCAAACAUCAGAACAGGACUCAUUCUAAUGCUAAACCAUAUGUCUGUAAAGCAAUAGGUUGUACAAAACGUUACACAGACCCAAGUUCUUUGAGGAAACAUGUAAAGACUGUCCAUGGACCUGAUUUCUAUGCCAACAAGAAGCACAAAGGGGAUGGUACUUGUAAGAAAGAAAUGAAAGAAGAAGGUGAUCAGGACCAAGAAAAAGAAGAAGGCAAUAAUAAGAUGGAAGAAUGUCUGACUGUCACGCCACUUCAAGCUGCUGGAGAGAGACGUAGAUCUCAGGACAAUGUUGGAAGUGCUGUAUCCCAUCAACAGCCUUCGCCACAGAGUAGUCCAGAGGUCAAUGUCACAUGUAACAUGCAACCAGAUUUGAUAGAGGACCAUAUUAACACGCAGAAUAUUUCAACAGACCACGGAAUGGAAGAGGAAGAGGAAGUGGAUAUACCAGAACCAGAUGAGGCAGAAGUUCCAGGCAGUGGUUCCUCAUUAGUAACCAGAACAAAUAGAUUAAAUUCACAACUAACCAUGCAGACUAAAAACAGACUAUCUGGCAAAAGUCAAUUGCCUACCAUUACAAGCCAGGAAAACAUUAAUCAAAUGACUGACCUGACUGAUCUGAAAAGCUUACAGAAAAGACCACAGCACAAAAGUAUUACGGAUCUUAAAAAUCGAAAUGAUUUAUUACCAGUUAAUAAAUUACUACCUGUGAAUGGUAAUCGUCGGGACAGUAAUACAAGUACUAUCAGUUCUUAUUUGAGCAGCAUGAGAUCUGAUGCUAGUCCUUUUCCUCUCAGCAGCCAUUAUUCAAGUCGUCGAUCUAGUGAUGUCUCGCAGGUUUCUAACCGUCUCAGUAUAACAAACUCUCCAUAUGAGUAUGACAUUACAGGGAAUAUUCCUAUUCAUGGACCAGGUGUUCAGAUCAAUAGCCGACGAUCAAGUGAAACCAGUAACAUGAGUGAUAUUGCUGCUCAGCUUUCAAAAGCACAGCUUGGUAGUCAUCCUAAUCUUGUUGUUACAUCUCAAGCAAUGACUUUGAGAAGUCCCGCAAGUAAAUAUGCUCAAGAAAGAGUAGCACGAUUUUUGUCUGCAAGACAUGAUUUAGAUGGAGCAAGGACUAGUACACCUUGUCAAACACCACUACCUCAUGAGAUACCUGGCCGAGAAAUUAGGAGAGCUAGUGACCCUGUUAGAACAUUGGAUCCAAAUUUUAGUGCUUUGAAAAAAUUACAAAGAUUUCAUAGUUUGAACAUGAUGAAACCUCUGCCUGUACCACAGUCCAUGAAAAGUUUAAUGAAUAAAACAGGAUCAAAUAACACCUUUCAUUCAUCACGUAGUAGUAUUGCUACUGAUUACAGUCUGAAUGAGAAUGAUGAGUAUGGUUCUCCUGGACGAACUGAUGCAGACCAUGAGGCAGCACUGGAAGAACAAUUAAUGGCAGACAAUGAAGACAUGAUAAUUCCUGAUGACAUGCAACGAUUUCUAAAUGAAUGUUAUAAUCACGGUAUACCUAGUAGUUUUCAGGAAAUGGAAGCAUUGCAGGAAAAUGAAAUCCAUUGUGAGCCUGGUCAGGACUCUAUGAAAUGCUCAAAUCAACAAAUGCCGAUGGCAGAUGGAAGUAAUAUGCAAAUGUCUACAGGUUAUUAUGGAAACCAAAAUGUAAAUAAUCAUGCUAUGUAUAUGAAUAAUUCACAAGGACAGAUGCAAAACAAUACAGUGCAAAAUGGCAGUAUGCAAAUGAAUCCAAUGUGGGAUCAAAGUCAAGGUUACAACAUGCAAAAUAUGUCUCAAGGUCAGAACUCUAUGCAAAAUUCAAUGCCUUCUCAUUCAUCUGGCUCUAUGCCAUCAAACUCAUCCAUGAAUAUGGUGUCGCAAAAUUCAUCAAAUAAUAUGAUGCCACCACCAUCAUCAAAUAUGAUUCCUCAUCCACCAUCAACUAAACCAAUGCAAAAUGGACCAAUGAAUAAUAUGCAAAUGAUGAAUAUGGGAAAUUUGCAAUACAGAACGAAUGGUGGGAACAUGCAAGGGAAUAUGCAGAUGCCACAAAAUGGCAACAGGAAUUUUGGCAAUGGACAGCAGAUGGGAAUAAAUCAAUGGCAGAUGAUGCAGGGCGGUGGCAGUAAUUCUCAAUUUAAUCAGGAGAGAUCACCACAGCCACCUAGCAUGCCUAAAUCACAACAGCGUAUGAACAUGAGACGCAUGGCAAUGUCAGCUGGUAAUCAGAAUAUGAUGCAAAAUCAAAUGGGUAAUUAUCAGAAUAUGAAUAACAUGAAUAUGCAGAUGCAAGGAGGACAAAAUACAAAUAUGCAAAUGCAAGGACUAAAUACAAAUAUGCAAAUGCAAGGAGGACAAAAUACAAAUAUGCAAAUGCAAGGAGGACAAAAUAUGAAUACACAAAUGAAUAGUGGUGGAAAUAUGAAUAAUAUGCAAAUGAAUGGUGGUGUAAAUAUGAAUAAUAUGCAAUUGCCUGGAGGUCAAGUCAUGAAUAAUAUGCAAAUGCAAGGUCAUAUGAAUAAUGAACCUAUUGUGAACCAGAUGCAAUCUGGCUUAAUGUUACCCCCUCAACCCCCUGUUAAUAAACGAGAAUCACAGAGCCCCCAAGUACAAGUACCUCAUAUAAGCACAUCACAGAUUCCUGCAAGGGGAAAAGCAGCGAAUCGUAAUCAGAUGAUGAUGCCACAGCAUAACGAGAUGUUAACCAAUCAGAAGAAUUGUAACAGUAUGAUACGACCCAAUCAAAACUCUUAUAACAAUCAAGAAAUGUAUCAACAAAUGCAAGGAAAUUUCAGCCAACAAAAAAUGACUCAGAAUGUCAAUCAAGGUGGAAACCAUGGUAACAUGAUUUAUCCAACAAAUAUGUACAAUCAAAAUGAUCCAAAUCAGCAGUCAAUGUGGAACCAGCAAAACAUGAAUCAACGAAUGGCUAACAACCAACAACAGUAUUCCAGUAAUCCAAUGGAAAUGUCACCUGGAUGUAACAAGGUGACCAGCUCAACAGACCCUGAAGAUGCAGCUCAACCCAUCGAAGACUUCAUGGAAAACAUUAAUUCUAUAUCAUCAGAGAAUUUGUUAGACAAUAUGAGUUCAGUGUCAGAGCAUACUUGUACAAAUACCUACAUACCUCCUUCAGGAAAUCGUUCCGAGUCUCAAUCUUCACGAUACUCUAUGAUGUCUAAUAAUAUGGUUGUUAAUGAUAUGAGCUCAGUGUUGACUCAGUUAGCUCAGGAAAAUAAGUAUUUGAAUAUGAGACAUUGAUCAUGUGUUUUUUUUUAUAUUCAGAAUUCAUUUGCAGGUUAGGUGAAGUUACUUAUUGUUUUUGUUAGAAAUACACAAUUCAUUUAAUCGUAAAAAAAAAAUCUCGGUUUGGUCAGAAAGAAGAUAUUUAUAUUGAAGAGGAUGUUGUUUCCUGUAAAAGAAAUAAUAGCACUUGAAAAUGUUCUAUGGUGUUAUUUUUAGGCAAAACAACAUUCAAACAUGUAUUUAAUGGAAUGUUGUGUCAGUUUAAAGUCUGAUGUAUACUGAUUGAAUGGAGACAAUAUUUCUUUAUACAUUUUGUAUAAGAGAACCUUAUCGUUGGUAUCCCAAUGAUGAUUUGGAUUUCAUAAUUUGUUAUUGGUUAGUUAUGUUAAUGAUAUAUAGCGGAAAAUAAUCAUCCUAGUUUUUGUUGAGAUAUAAGUGAAUGUUCUCUUUUCUGUUAGUGCUUCCAAUGAACAAGAGCUGACAUUUUGCUCUCUAAUUAUUGUUAAAUACAUGUAUAAAUGGAGUCUGGUGCGUUUUUUUAUCAUGUUAACUGGUGCUGUACAACUAUGCAACUUUGACACCUUGAGUAUAUAUAUAUUUUAAUGAGAAUUAGCUUUUAUCAUAUAUUUUGUACAUAAAAUAAUUAAAGUGCUAUUAUUUUCAAAAUAGAUUUUUACUAGAAACUUUUUACAUACAGAAUUUUUAUCAUAUGUUUUUUAAAUGUAUAUUGUGGCAGUUCAGAAAAAUAAGUUCAGAUACAUUUUUACUAAGGGCUGAAAGUUUUCUGAGGUUUAUUAGACAUAUAGUUUACCAGUUUUUGUUGAUAAUUGAUAUUAUGAAAAAAAAAGAAAUAAUGAAUUUCAUGACAUUGUUUGCACUGAAUUUAUUUAAUUUAGACAAAAAUACCUCUAAAAAAAUGGUGUAUGGAAAUAAUGCUGGCAACAAUAUUGCACCUUUCACUAAUUAUUCCAACUGGUAAAUUGUAAACACUUUAUCCUUAUUUAUUUCUAGCCAUGUAAAACAUAAAAUAAUUCAGCUCUUGACAUAAUGAAUGGUAUAAAUAUCUCCACCAUUACUUGUGUUCCUCAAGGUAGCUCAAUUCUUAUACUUUUCUUUGAAGAAGUAUUUUAAAAGUAACAAGUAAUGCCAGUCUUGUUAUUUUAUACUAAAUAAGAACAAAGCAGAUUCAUUUAAGCAUGAAAUAUAUAUUAGUUUCUGACUUGUUGAUUAGAAGAUUUUCAUUCUAUGUUCAAGUAUCAAUGCUUUAAAAACAUGCUAUAAUACUGGUAUACUUUUAGAUGAAAUUAAUAUAUAAAGUCUAAUGUCUAUCAAGAAUGACUGGAUUUAUUUUUCUGAAUUAGGCAACAGGCUAAAAAAAUAUGAAAAUAUAUACAUUAUGUGAUUAAUACCAUAUCACUUACAUCUAUAGAUAAUAUUCAUUUGUACAGAUAUUUUGUGUAUAUAUGAUUACUGUAGGUAAUAUUGUUGAAACAACACAAGCAUUUUUUUAAAUUGUUUGAAUGUCACAUGACCACUGUAUUUGGUCCUAUUAGUUCAUCAUAUUUCUUGUAAAGUUUAAAAAAAAAUGCAAAAAACUCAAUGUGGUAUGCAUUUGUAUUAGCAUCGGCACAUCUCCUUUUUACAGAGAUUAUUUGGCCCUGUCCUCUCUGUCAUGGCCUAUUGACUUUGAACCUUUUGCUUAGUUUUUGUCAGUUUAGGAGGGGAACCAUUAAUGGUAAUAUUUGGUAUACAGUUGUAUCUGCCUUAUCACAACUCAUAAACAUGGAGAUUAUUUGACUCUGUCCCCUCAGUCAUGGUGUAUUAACUUUGAAUGUUUUGUAUAGUUUUUGUAUAAUUAAAAAUUGUGAUAAGGUCAGUUUAAGAUGAACCACUAAUGGUUAGUCAAGUAUAUUUGAUAUGCAGUUGUAUUAGCAUUUGCACAUCUCAUUUCCGUGGAGAAUAUAUGGCCCUGCCCCUUCAACCAUGGUUAAUUGACUUUGGAACUUGAGGAUAGUUUACAAGUUUAAUGCAAACCACUUAUGAUGAGUUAAUAGUAUUUUGGUAUUCAGUUGUAUUAGCAUUAGCACAUCUCAUAUCCAUGGAGAUUAUAUGGCUCUGCUCACUCAGUCAUGGUCUAUUGACUUUGAAACUUUUGCAUAGUUUACUUGUUAAAAGUUUGUGACUAGUUAGGUCAGUUUGAGAUGAAUCACUAAUGUUAACUCAAUGAUAUUUGGCAUGCAGUUGUAUUAGCCUUAGCAUGUCUCAUUUCCAGAAAGAUUAUUUUGCCAUGCACCCUAAGUCACGGUUCAUUGACUUUGAAUGUUUUGCAUAGUUUACAUGUUAAAGUAUUGCCAUUUUAAUUUCAGUGCUUGUAUUUUACUAUCAAAAUUUCAUACAAGCAAGACAUAUCUCUGUGUCAACAGUUUAUUUAUUAAUAGAAAUAACCCUUUCAGAAAAAUUCAGGAUUUAGAUGUGACUUGUUAGAAUGAACUGGCUACAGAUCACAUGGUGGUCAUGUGACAGUCUAUUUUUGAAUAAUAGAAAAAAACCUGACAGGCCAAGUGAUGUUGACAUUUUUAAUUCAUUUUUUUAAUUCAUUUUUUCAAACAGUAAUUAUUACUUGGAAAACUAGCAUCAGACUGCAUAUCGAUCUUGGUGCUAAUUUUAGCUAGAUGUUUGAGAUCAUAAAAAGUCAUUUGAGCUUAUCAUGCACAAGGUAAAUAUCACAUCAAAAUAUGUUAAAGCAGUAUUUCAGUUUGUUGUUUUCUGGUAGUUCUAUACGAUUACUUGUAUAAGUUUGUCCUUAUUCAGUAUGUUUGCUCAAAUUCUGAUCUGUUGCUUUCCAUAGUAGUAUACAACUACAGAACAUGCUUCUCACUACAGAACCAAAACAGGCUAUGAAUAGAUGAAAAUCAUCGCAUUCCUUUCAUCUUAAUACUUAUAUUACCAGUAGUUAAUAAUCUGUUUAAUACUGACAACUUGUGACUUUAAAUAAAUUUCAUGGAUAAGACACUAUGAACUCCAUGGAUAAGACAUUAUGAACUCAUUUUUUUAACAUAUGAGUAGAAAAUUUUGCAGUUGCAGAAUUUCCAACAUGAAAUUGUUAUCACACAUUGACUUAUUUUAAAACAGUAUAAGAUUAAUGAAAAGUUAGUUAUUUUUCAUACCUGUACAUUUUAAAAAAUUUUAUUGAGUUUUUUAAUGCAAUCUUUUAGGAACUCUCUUAAUGUUAAUAGUUGUUGUAUCAAGAAUCUCAAAUAUUUAAAAAGGAUACUCAUAAUGUUUUUUUGAGGCUAAAUAUUAAAAAAAAACAAUUUGUGAUACUCAUUGUAUAACACUUUACAUACCCAGAAAUGCAAAAUACUCUUUAUUUUUAUAUCUUGCAUAUAAUACAUUUAUUUUGUUCACCGAUACUCAUUUUUAGAGGUGUGUUCAAAGAGUGCCAUACUUAGUUCAAAAGUACUAACUUAAUUAUUAAUUUUAUGUGUAGCUCUUUAGACUUUUCUUUGAUAGAUCAUUGACUUAUGUAGAUAAAUGAUGAUUUAUAGGAUCCUGUUUAUAUUGGACAAUGUUCCACACCUGAGUUGUAACUGUUGUUCUGUUAUUGGUUUAUGUUACCAGGUGAGAAAUGCAGAAAAAGUUUAGUAUACAGAUUUUUGUAAAAGUACUUAAAACGUCAAGAGGACUACUCUGUGUUUUGAAAGAUUGUUAACUUGUGCCAAUUAUGUUUCCUAUGGAAACACCACAGUUCUCUAUACUGAAUUGAUUUAAAGAGGAUUAGUCUUGAGUCUGUAUAAAUUAGGAUUUCUUUUUAUUUCACAUGAAUAAGCAUAAUCUUGUCCCUUUCAAUCUUAAUUUCAACUUUCUUUUUAAAAUUUCAAUCAAAUUGAAUCGAUUUUUUUUUUUAUUGUGCCAUAUUGCAUUUUGCUUGUACAUUCAAGGGUAAACAUUAUAGCAGUAGAUGUCUAUCCACAUCUUGUGUUAUAAGUGCAAGAAUAUUUCAGAUUAUAAAAACAUGUCUUUUUUGUCAUUUUGAAGAAUUUUCAGGUAAAUAUACUUUUAGUCUUGGAAAUCAUUUCAAAAAAAAUCCUACGAAAAAAAAAGAAACACUUUUGAGUUAUGCUGAAAUGAUCAUGACUUACAAGUAUUUUUUUCAUGUGAGAUUUUUUGUAAAAUGAGUUGCUGGGGUUUUUUUUAGACACUUAUCUACUGUUGAACUAUAUAUUAACCUUUAACUGUAUUUUACUGUCUUUUAGUAUUGUUGGGUAUUCUUCUUUUUCUGCAGACCAGCAUUUUCAAACCAGCUUUAUGAUUAAUGCAAGUUAGAUAAAUGUUGCUUCAGUAAUUCAACUGAAAAGAAAUGUUUCAUUUGGAAGAGGUAAAUACCAGUACAUAUUUUUUUUUUGCAACAGAAAACUGUAAAGAUUUAAAUUCUAUAGGGAGCUAGAUCAUUUUUAUAAGAAUUACCAUGGGGAACUAGCAAGUAAAUUUUGGCUUAAGCCACCUGCAUCAAGCUAUUUCACCUGAACAAUAUAUGAUUUGAAAAUUAGUUUUUGAAAAUUGAUGAUUGAUAUGACCUGUAAAUAUUGAAAAGGUUAAGAGUGUUUUUACUGUAGACCUUUUAUGAGAAAGAUAUCCAAAGGACAUGUACAGUAUGGUUGUAUGAUUUACAUAUCAAUGUUUACAAAUUUUAUAUAUAUCCACUUUGUUAACAGUUCAUGAAUAUUUUCCAAUAUUAUUUUACAAAAAAUUAUAUUGAAAGGCGAUUGUUUUGUUCAUAUAAAAGGAGCUAUGCAAUUUUAAUUUUGAUUUGCAGCAUUUAAGAUCUCUGUCAUUUGAAUAUUUUUAUAUCACAUUUUCAUGUAAUAACAGAAAUGCAUUAGUAAGAUUGUGCUAUAGACAAUAUGGUUGUUACAGUAAAUCAUUAUUACAUAAAA
Molecule: messenger RNA, 10578 nt
Organism: Mytilus californianus (California mussel)
Lineage: Eukaryota; Metazoa; Mollusca; Bivalvia; Mytilida; Mytilidae
Product: transcriptional activator GLI3-like
Exons: 20
Coding region: 554-5656 (1700 amino acids)
Biological process (GO): regulation of transcription by RNA polymerase II
Cellular component (GO): nucleus
Molecular function (GO): RNA polymerase II cis-regulatory region sequence-specific DNA binding; DNA-binding transcription factor activity, RNA polymerase II-specific
Source: RefSeq, a predicted model, not a curated record